Messenger RNA from Nymphalis io (European peacock), 1064 nucleotides. RefSeq names its product coenzyme Q-binding protein COQ10 homolog B, mitochondrial. The transcript has 3 exons. Gene Ontology annotation, molecular function: ubiquinone binding. NCBI's taxonomy places the organism in Eukaryota, Metazoa, Arthropoda, Insecta, Lepidoptera, Nymphalidae. Bases 221 to 889 code for a protein of 222 amino acids. Gene Ontology annotation, cellular component: mitochondrion. The record is from RefSeq and is a predicted model, not a curated record. Gene Ontology annotation, biological process: cellular respiration; ubiquinone biosynthetic process.
UGAUGAAUUACUGAUGACAGUUUAUUUCUCAGCUGCGAUUUGCGAAUUGUGUGCAAAUGCAAAUGUACUUAAUAAGUAAUGUUUUAUCAUUUAAUAAGUGAAUUUAUCGUUUUAACUUGUAACAAUGUUAAAAUGCGAUAGUUCGCAUAGAUGACCCAUUUAUGAUAAUGUUUAGGUGUAAUAAAAUAAUUAUUGCAUUGUUGAAGCAAAAAAUAAAUCGAUGUCAAUCAAAAUGAAUUUUUCAAAAUAUUAUUCGCUAGGACGUGUGAUAUAUUUUUCCGUUAAAAAAAAUAAUAGUUUUCAGGGUCAUUACGUAAAUAAUCUUGACUGUCAUUGUCAUGCAUCGCAAUAUCAAAAAAGAACAUUUUUCAAUUUUCCUAAAUCUAGUCGAAAACGAGAAUAUUGUGGGAGACAGUUAGUUGGGUAUACAAUGGAACAAAUGUUUGAAGUUGUCUCAGAUGUGGAGAAUUAUUACAAGUUUGUUCCUUGGUGUAAACAAUCCAUUGUUUUGACAAAAACUUCUGAUCAUCUCAAGGCAGACCUGAUUGUUGGUUUCCCUCCAAUCAACGAGAGUUAUACUUCAUAUGUAACACUAGUAAAACCAUAUUUAGUCAAAGCUGAAUGUAAAGAUGGAAAACUAUUUCAUCAUUUGCUGACACUGUGGAGAUUUAGUCCAGGAUUGAAAAGAGAACAAAAGUCAUGUGUAGUUGAUUUUCAAAUAACAUUUGAAUUUCGUUCUGCCUUUCAUUCGAAUUUGUCAAACUUAUUUUUUGACCAAGUAGCAAGGCAAAUGGAGGGUGCUUUUAUAAGAGAAGUUGGAAAGAGACAUGGCCCAGCUGCAAUGCCACCAACAAACCUUCUUCAGAAUAGCAAUACACUAAAAAGUUGACGACAGACUUAAAUUAUUACCUAGUGAAAUGUCGAACUUACAAAGUUAUUAUUAAUAUGAUUGAAAUAAUCUGUUAUUUAUUGUAUGAUGUUACGAAUUGUAAAAAAAAUAUUUAAUUGAUUAUAAGGUGAAGCAAAGCUUCUACUAGUUAUUAAUAAAUUACCAUUUAAAUGUU